UCCUGCAUCAUUUUUCUCGCGGCGGGAAAAGAGUGAAAGCGCAUCACGAAUUGGCGGGAACAAAUCGCAGCCCUAAACAUUCCCAUAUAAAUCCACUCUCCCAACUCUGGUCUUCCAACUUCAAAUCCCCCAAUGGGAAAGACAAAGCGAGCUAGGGUUUCCGAGCAGAACCAAGCACCGGAAGCCGCAGAAGACGACCGCCAAAUGGACCCAGAUCACACCGCCUCUUCUAGUAACGACAAGACUCUCUACCAGAUUCUCGGCGUGGAGAGAAGCGCGUCUCAGCAGGAAAUCAAGAAGGCCUAUUACAAGCUGGCGUUGCGGCUCCAUCCCGAUAAGAAUCCUGGCGAUGAGGAAGCUAAGGAGAAAUUUCAGCAGCUACAGAAAGUGAUCUCGAUUCUCGGGGAUGAGGAGAAACGAGCAUUGUAUGACCAGACUGGGUGCAUCGACGACGAUGACCUUGCCGGUGAUGUUGCGCAGAAUUUGCGUGAAUAUUUCCGAGCUAUGUAUAAGAAGGUCACUGAAGCUGACAUUGACGAGUUUGAAGCGAAUUAUAGGGGAUCUGAUUCUGAGAGGAAAGAUUUGAUUGAGCUCUACAGCCAGUGCAAGGGCAAUAUGAACAGACUCUUUUGUUCAAUGCUUUGUUCAGAUCCUAAGCUUGAUUCUCACCGUUUCAAGGACAUUCUUGAUGAGGCCAUAGCUUCAGGAGAACUGAAAUCAACCAAAGCGUACACAAAAUGGGCAAAGAAAGUUUCUGAAACAAAACCUCCUACUAGUCCUUUAAAGAGGAAGAGCAAGUCAAGUAAACAAUCAGAGCCAGAUUUGUAUGCUAUCAUAUCCCAGCGCAGGAAUGAAAGGAAAGACCAGUUCGAGUCUAUGUUCUCGAACCUAGUCUCUAAAUAUGGUGGGAGUAAUGAUGCUUCAGAACCCACAGAAGAAGAAUUUGAGGCUACACAGAAAAAGCUUGAAAGUAAAAGGUCCUCCAGAAAAUCAAAGCGCAAGUAAAUUAUUGAUGAUGUGCUCAAAUUAUUGUCUAUCAGAACUUUAGUGUGUUAUGAUAGACAGUUUUAAAUGCCUCCCUCAUGUAUGUGACUUUUCCGUAGGUUAAUGGUUUUAGAUGUUAUUGUCCGAUGCUGUACUUAGAAGUACGCAUACGGGGAAAAACUUGCUGAAAAAUAUCUACUCCCUCUCGUUCU
Argentina anserina (silverweed cinquefoil) is the source of this 1196-nucleotide messenger RNA. Its product is annotated as chaperone protein dnaJ 6-like. The record is from RefSeq and is a predicted model, not a curated record. The transcript is spliced from 8 exons. Bases 133 to 1005 code for a protein of 290 amino acids. NCBI's taxonomy places the organism in Eukaryota, Viridiplantae, Streptophyta, Magnoliopsida, Rosales, Rosaceae.